Nelumbo nucifera (sacred lotus) is the source of this 1375-nucleotide messenger RNA. RefSeq lists its product as uncharacterized. Lineage: Eukaryota; Viridiplantae; Streptophyta; Magnoliopsida; Proteales; Nelumbonaceae. Gene Ontology annotation, biological process: defense response to other organism. The record is from RefSeq and is a predicted model, not a curated record. Gene Ontology annotation, cellular component: plasma membrane.
GAAAAGGCAGGAAAAACAGGCCUCAAAAUCUACAAACCUUUUUCUUCUUCUUCUCUCCAUUUUCUUCUUCUUCUUCUCUCCAUUUUCUGUGAAGAAGAAGAAAAGGAGAAGAGAGAAGAGGAAGGGCGUGUACAUAUAUCAAUUUGUUUAUUUUGCUGAGAAGGUUCAACUCUUCAAGAAGCUCACCCUGCGCAGAGUAGCAUAACAUGGCGACCAGGAUUAACAUGAACUGUGAGAACGCCUCACAUCCACCGGGCCCGUCGCAGAACCACCACCUUCACCAUACCCAGCAGCGGCGCCACCACCAAGACGACUUCUACCACUAUCCCAGCUCCUCUUCCUCGGCCGCCUCCUUCAAGGGCUGCUGUUGCUGCCUCUUCUUGCUCAUGACCUUCCUAGCUCUCCUCGUCCUCGCCGUGGUCCUUAUAAUCAUCCUCGCGGUGAAACCCAAGAAGCCCCAGUUCAACCUCGAGCAGGUAGCCGUCCAGUACGUGGGCGUCACGGCCGGCCCGUCGCCGACAACGACGGGGGCGUCGCUGUCGCUUAGCAUAAGAAUGCUGUUCACGGCGGUGAACCCGAACAAGGUGAGUAUCAAGUACAGCGAGUCGAGGUUCUACGUGAUGUACCGAGGGGUUCCGCUCGGCUUGGCGGCGGUGCCGGGAUUUUAUCAGCCGGCACACAGUGUCAGGCAAGUGGAGACCACCGUUGGUGUGGACAGAGUCUACUUGACUGAGGGAGACGCCGCUGAUUUGGUUAAAGAUGCUUCUCUCAAUGAUCGCGUGGAGCUCAGGAUUACUGGUGAUGUUGGGGCGAAGAUCCGAAUUUUAGAUUUCAAUUCUCCCAGGGUUCAGGUUGCUGUGGAUUGUGCAAUAGUGAUAAGUCCAAGGAAACAGUCACUGACAUACAAGCAAUGUGGAGUGGAUAGCGUGAGCGUCUGAAAGGGAACUCUUGUUCUCCUUCUCUUUUAUAUAUCUCUCUGUAGUGUCCCCUUUUAUUUAACUGGGAAAUCCUGAAUCUUUACAACCUGAACUCACUCUCCAGACAAGGAAUUUGGUUUAUUUUGGAGAGGGAGGAGACCCCAUUGAGAGAAGAUGGAGAAAGAGAAAGAAAAACCCUUACCCAAUUGCACUCACUCCUCUGUAUGGAAAAAUUUUGUUUACAUUCAAAUGCCAAUUUUCAUUGUUUUGAUUGUGAAUGGAGAGAAUUGAGUAGAGCAGAGCUUAUUACUUUCUAUCCUGGUAUGUACUAUUGCUGUGGUAGCCAAGAGUUGAUUCUAAUUCAUUCCUUUCCAUUACUGGAUCUAUAUUGAACACUGUUUCUUUAAAGGGAAUGAGAUCAGUCUGCAUAAAAUAAUAAUUAAUGUCUGGAGAUAACA